This is a messenger RNA of Amoebophrya sp. A25, 3917 nucleotides long. NCBI's taxonomy places the organism in Eukaryota, Dinophyceae, Syndiniales, Amoebophryaceae. The record is from the annotation of a GenBank genome assembly.
GACACACACAGAGAGUGACAGGAGGAAAGAGAGUACUACAUCAAGAUCAAGUUAUAGAUAGACACACAUUAAAUAGGUAGAACAACAACUAGAUUGACAUUGAUUUUGGUAAAACAAAACAACUACAACAAGACCACAAGGAAACGCCAAAAGACAUACAAGACCAUCAAAAACCAUGUCGCAGCCACGGCCAAAGAAGCAUGGGCAUCAUACGGGGAGAGAAAUCAUCCAGAUUCAGGUAGGAAAAUGCGGAAAUGCUAUAGGACACGAAUUCUGGCGCGAUAUAGCGCAGGAGCACAGAAUUGCGUUCGAAGGAACCGACCAAAUGAAUGGGAGAUAUACGGGAGAAGAGGUUCUUUUAAUAUUAUGCUUUCCUUGAUGAUUAUCAUCAGAUGAUGCGUGGUGGAGGUUGCGGAACAGGUGGGCACCUUUGUUUGUGCCGCUGUUCUAACGCUAACCAUGUUACGGUUGGACCUCAUAAUAGUUGGCCCUCUAUUACAGAGCAAAUUAUCGAAAGAGAACAAGAAGAUGAAAAAGAAAAAUCUGUCUUCAACAUAGUCAUGAUUGUACUAGGCUCACAUCUACAUCUGACUCAUCCUCUUCUUGACAACAUACACCUGCAUGUACCUACAGGGCGCAAUCUAUCAGGAGAACCUUGAGGUUUUUUUCAAUGAGGGUAGCAAUGGACGAUACGUUCCACGUGCAAUCUUGGUCGAUACCAAUAUGUCUGAUUUGGCGCAGAUAACAGGAGAUAGUCUAGGGAGACUCUACAGACCAGAAAACAUCAUUGGGAAUGACGAGGGCGCAGGAAACUGCUACGCCAAAGCUUUCCACACAGAAGGACCAGAUUUGGCUGAUCAGGUGUUUCUGUCUGAGGAUAGUUGCUGUGAGGAUAUCGAUUUGAACGUGGAGCUGCAACAUUUUAGUUCAAGAUUUUCAUAAUGCAUUUGUCUAUCGAAAGAAGCAUGUCAACAAAAAGAUUCACCCUUUGUAGGUAGCAUGCAAGUAACAGCUACAGCAUAGUUCUUCAGGUUCUCGAGACCGUCCGAAAAGAAGUUGAGAAGUGCGAAUGCUUGCAAGGAGUGCAGUUUACACAUUCAAUAUGCGGAGGAGCGGGUAGCGGUCUCACAGGACUUUUGUUGAAGACGUUGUACGACUACCUCGAUAAGGGAUCCAAGUGUAUCCUGCAGUCAUUCACCGUCGUACCGAGUCCAGGACUUACGGAUGUCAUUUUGGAACCGUACUAAUUUACUUCCGCUUUCUCGUCCUCUAGAAUGGAAUGAUCGUCCUUCAUCAGUUCAUCUUCUCUACUACUUGUGGUCCUAGAAAUUAUACUCAAUGAUGUGGUUUAAUAUUUCCGGUCUUUCAAAGUAUUGAGAUGAUUCAUCUUGAUGAGCAAGAACAAGUAGUUUAAAGGAGCGCUCCUGUAUGCAACCACAACUACAGAUACAAUGCAGCACUGGGUAUGCAAGAUUUGCUGGAGUACUGUCAUCAAUGUUUCCUCUAUGACAAUGCGGCGUUGGGACAGAUAGUGCAGAACACCUGCGAAGUCGAUACGCCGAAACUCUCCCAUCUGAAUAACAUCGUCGGGCUUUGCAUGACAGGUACUUUUCAUAUACCUCUGUAUGUAUAAAAGACACUAUUCAUGUGCUGGUCGUGGACCCUCAACUUUAAUCAACAUGAUUCCACCGGUUCGUCACAACUGCUUCUGUUCCCAUCUGCUAUUCAACACACCUUUGCUCCUUGACGCUGUUUGUUCCUAAGAACGCAGGAUCACUCUCACUCUUUGAAAAAAGCACUGUGAGCAUCCUUUUCAUCCUCGUCUCCUCGACCGCCACCAUAAGGUUUAACCUCAUGCCUCCGCCUUCCGGGAAUCCUUGAUGCUGAUUUGCGAAAGAUGCAAACGAAUUUAGUUCCUUUUAAGAACGCACACUUUUUGUGCUCGAGUUUCGCGCCACUAACGUCACCAGCCAACAAAGAAUACAGAAAAUUCUCAGUCCUAGAUCUGGCUCAGCAAAUGAUCAGCAAAGACAAUUUCUGUAUCAAAUGCGACCCACUGAAUCCAGGGGAUGCGCGAGAAGGUAUUACUUAUGGUAUUUCAAUUGAGUCCUAGAUGGUCUACGAAACCAAGUCUGAGUUUUCUAGAAAGGCACUCACGGCCUCAUUAUACCUUGCAAGAUACCUCUUCUUCAAUCUCUUGCGAAGACACAAAACAACCAACUUAUUGCUUCUCCAUCUCAAUUCUCAAGAACAUCUUCUCCCUUCCCCUCUUUCUCACCGUCACCAGGCAUUCUCAAAGCGCGAUUCCUUGCCAGCUUUGCCGCUUUCCGCGGUAAUAUCUACUCAUCCGAGGCAGACCAGGUGAUAUACAAUCUGCAGAAACAUGGGUCAAGAUUUGAUCACUACUUUCCCGAUUGGAUUCCGAACUGUAUAUCUACGUCAAUAUGUGCAGUACCGCACGAGACGCAGGGUGAUAGUGUCACGUUCGUGUGCAACACCACAGCAGUGCACGAGGCGUUCGAUAGAAUAUGUGCAAACUGGGACUCAUUGUACUGUUAUGAUAGAAAUAUGAGUUUCAUCUUUUUUAGUCAAUGAGGUGCCGCAGUUGGAAUGGCAUGAUGACCCCAAUUUGACGAUUGAAUUUUAAUUGUCAUUAAAAGUUGAUAAAUAAUCAAAAAUUUUUUUGAUUUUCAAAUUCUACUUUCGAAAUUGAAUUUUUGAAAAUACAAUCGUUGAUUUUGAAAGUGCGACAUCAAAUCAAUGUCACGACCAAAAAAAGGCUGUAAUGAAGUGGGAUGAAUUAGAAAAUUGUUGAAAUUCGAAAUUUGCAUUUGAACUUCCAAAAUUUUGAUUUUAUCUCUUUUUAUUCAAAUUCAAACUCAAUCGUGAGAUUGAGCAUAAUACGACAGACAUUCAACUUUCGUCUCCCAAAAUUACCCUCAUGGAGGAAUGACAACUCAGAACAACUAAAAGUGAAUCUAUUCGACUGAAAAUUCAAAGGUACAAGAGUCGUUCGUACCUGUACGUGUACGAGCAGGAUGGAAUAUCGACCCAAGAUAUGAUGGAGAGUAGGAAUAUUUUGCGGUAUGUAAGCGACCAGUAUCAAGAGUUCGCUAGGUGGGAGGAUAAAUUCUUUGAUGGCAGCAGCGGCCCGGAUGGAGGUGUGAUACUCAACGAAGCUGCGAUCCUGAAUCCAGAGCAAGAGACGAUCGCGAAGGAGCUCGCGGAACUCACCGACUGCUACAUCGCGACACAAGGACGGGCGUGAAUAUAAGAUGAACUUCGGGAAAUGACAGAGUUUACGAUUAUAAUACGCACCGAUAGAAGGUGAAUUUUCGAAGAAUAUUUGAUCAUACUUCCAACUACUAUAGAUUUAGAGUACGAUGAGACUUCGAUGCUCGAAGACUACAAUAAGUGGGCCAUUCCACUUUUUUCAAAUAGAUGUCCAUAAAAUUUGAUCAUACAACACAAAAUACACCAAAUAUAAAAGCAGAUAGAGUAUGUUGGGGGAGCAGACGCGGGGAGUAACAGUAGGGUGUACUUCGAUUAGUAUGUAGAAGAAUGAAUCUGUAUCUGGACAAUUAGAUGAAUCCAUUAUAUGAAUCCAAUUCCAAAGUCAAAGUCAAAGAUCACGUUGUCCUACGUGUGGUGUGUUUUUGCGUUGAGUAGUUACAAUGAUUCCUUAGCCGAUAGAUGAAAAACCGAUUUGUUAUGUUUAUGCGACCACGGUGAUCCUGGUCCACGAAGAUUAGAUUCCCUCCAUAAGUCCAGUCGUGGAGGUAGCUUUUGUGAACAAGAUUUUGAUGUACACUAGCUUCCAGAUGUUGAGAUUUUGUUUUUGGUGUUACGCCUUCGCAACGACUACGCUACCUGGUUGUAGUGUGACAUCCGCGAGGAGGACUCUUGUUGGAACUACG